CUCUGCUCCGUGCCGGGGCUGCAGCGGCGGGAGCGCGCGGAGCACGGCGGGAGCGCGGGGCCGCGCAGGCGCGGGGGCGGGCGGGCCGGAGCCGCGCCGGGCUUGUACCGCCCCUCAGGCCGCGCGGGGCCUGGGGAUCGCCCCGCUUAGGCCUGGCCUGGUUCGCAGCCGGGGGAGCGUCGGGAACAGUGGAACUGUUUUAAUGGUCACCGAUGAUAAACGUCAUAAAACUGAGCAGACUCCAGUCAAGCGUUUCAAUUAGUACGUACUAGUCCAAAUGGAAGUACAAUGCACAGCUGGAACAAACAAGUAAAAGCAUUGACUCAAGUGCCCACAUGAUCACCACGGCCAGGGUACCUGCUGAUAAGCCAGUACGAAUUGCCUUCAGCCUUAAUGAUUCCCCAGAUGAUGCAUCCCCUGGAAACUUCUCUUUGGCAUUUCCAGAACUAGAUCAGCAGCUGCAGCCUCUGCCUCCUUGUCAUGACUCUAAGGAAUCUAUGCAGGUGUAUAAACAGCACUGCAAAAUAGCAGAAGAGUACCAUGAGGUCAAGAAAGAAAUUGCUCUGCUGGAAGAAAGAAAAAAGGAGCUGAUUGCCAGACUGGAACAAGUGGAAAAAGAAAGCAUGGAUGCUGCUCGGCUGGCUAAGGAGUAUGCAGAACUGACAGAGGAGAACCGAACACUGAAGCUGGCCCAGACGCAGUGUGUGGAGCAACUGGAAAAGCUCAGGAUACAGUACCAAAAAAGACAGGGCUCCUCAUAACUCCCAACUAGCUCGUGUGAGGCAGUUCUUACAGGAAUGGUCCUGUGCUGGAAAGAGAUUUUAAAAUAAAGAUCUGUUUAAUAUGUUACAACACUUUACUACAGAUACAGAGUAUGUAGAAGUCUGAAUUUUAUUUAAUGCUUGCCACCCAGUAGCUUAAUAUAAUGGAUAUUUCAUCCAUUAUAUAAUGGAUGUUUUAUUUCAAGUAAUGUAAUUGAAGUUAAUCUAUCCCCAUUAUAUGUUCUAGUGGAUCAGGUUUCGUUUCUAAACAUAUUUCUUCCAAUUUAAGAAGAUAUGGAAACUCUAGAAAAUUAUAUAAAUAGUCUCUGUGUUAGAAAUUUGGAUCAUAAUAAGGACUGGGACAAUGUUAAUAUAUGGAAUAGAUGUAUGUUAAUUUUAGUUUGGUAAAUUCUUUUAAAAUUAUUUUCAUCAUGCGUAAAGUGUUUGGAAGUUAUCUUGAAGCAGAUGUCCUCACUAGUAAAAAACUAUACUUCAUGUCAACUUCACACUGUUAUAUAAAAUCUGAAAAGCUGCACAAAAUCUUUUUUUUUGUCAAAAAACAAAAUCAUUUUUUAUCAAACAAGUGCACUGCCAGUGACAAUUUGCAAGUUAUAAAAUUAAAUGGAAACAGAUGAGAUCAAACUUCCCUUCCUUAAGUGUAAAGAUUACUUGAGUGUCUUUUUAUUGUACUUUUUGGCAUGCAAGAAAUGAAAAAUUAAUAUAAGAAUCAUAGUUUCAUCAUAGUUCCAACUGAGACUAUGUCAGUAAAAUUAUUGUGAGGAUCUUUUGUUCUUAUUUUCUGGUCUAUUUUGAAACAUAAGUGGCUGUAAGUAGGGGUGGUAGUUCUGUGAUACACAAAUAACUGGGAAGUAAAAUGUCAGUUUUACUUGCUCUAUUUUUCCCUGUAUUUUCUUAGAUCAACUUAAAAAUCUUUGUUAUACUUCCAUUUCUAUUCAUAGCAGUUUUUUUUCAUUAAAAGUGGAUGUAGAAAAGCCCUUUUAUGUUCUGAAUGUUCUCAAAUCAUCUUGUAUUUUAAACUCGGCUUGUCAGAUGCAGCUUGUUACAUCUUCAUGAGCACACAACCUAAUGUGUUCUUAGUAUUGAAAUGUGUCUUAGUAAUUGAAAACGAAUGAACUUAAAUGAACUUAAGUAAAUGAACUUAAGAUUUGCACAGGACUUUAGCUUUGAUUAUUAUCAUUAAUUUAUAAUGAAAAUGGAAUUUCAUGUUAAUCAGAACAAUUCCUGGCAGCAAAGGGGACAAAAAAUUAAUUAUAAGCUGCCUGUAAUUUAUCUGUGCUAACUGCCUACAGUAUUCCCUGCAGCACAGGUGGGAAAACUGGCUCUGUGUUACUCCAAGCACUGGCACUGCAGCAGCAGAGCAUGAAGAGGUAGCAGGAGAGGACAAUCUUGUUUCCACUUCUCCUCGUGAGCCACCAGGGCAAUGUCAGCAUCCAAACUUGGCACUGCUUCCUGCUGUACCUGGGAAAUCACCACUCCUGAGGCAUGUGCUUCCUGCUGGAAUGCUCCCCAAGCAGUGUAACACUGUAUUUAUUCCUCUUUCCUUAUUAUCUGAGGAUCCAAUUUUCACUGUACUUUGUGGAAGUUGAAGAAAAGAAAACAUAGUUAAUAAAAAACACUUGGAAUAUUGGGCCUGGAAGUGCUGGAAAAGUCUUGUCUGAGUUUUGUACUGUUGGGAAACAUAACUUGAAGAUAAAUUAGAGCUUUGCUUUGAGCACAGAAUGCCACAGAAGCUAGAAUGUCCUUUUUUUUUCUGUGUUUAUGUGUUUUGAAUAAGAGAAUUCUCAUUUUAAAAUAGUUUGUCAUUUUACUCAAAGGU
Vidua chalybeata is the source of this 2598-nucleotide messenger RNA. It is a transcript of the gene MAP3K7CL, whose product is annotated as MAP3K7 C-terminal like. The coding region runs from base 336 to 761 and encodes 141 amino acids. Lineage: Eukaryota; Metazoa; Chordata; Aves; Passeriformes; Viduidae. Gene Ontology annotation, cellular component: cytosol; nucleus. The transcript is spliced from 5 exons. The record is from RefSeq and is a predicted model, not a curated record.